GACCGGCAUAACCACAAUUCAGUGCGCGCUGCAAAACCAAGAUGGCUGCAUACACACAGGAAGAGCUUCAGGAAAACUCACAAAACAUCGCUUAAACAAACCGAAAGGGUUACUGCCAAUAGCUGUCACCUGAAUAUAAAAUGAAUUAUAGCCCAUUAUAAAGAUCUUACACCUACCAUGGCCCUUACAGAAGAGAGUACCUUCUACAUCCUAGCGCUAUGUGAUUAUGACCCUGUACAUGGUGGUGGCUCUAAAGUUGAAGAAUCCAUCAAUGAAGCUCCUAGUUCUGCAUUUCAGUUAUCAUUUACUUGUGGUCAGACAUUUGAGGUGGUGGGGAGUGAUAUCAUAAACUGGUGGCUUUAUGUCAAGGGGGUCAGUGGACAAGAUGAGGGAUAUAUACCUAGCGUUUGUUUCGCACCUCUCAGAAAAGAUAUUUCAGCUGAAGAAAUUCAAGAGCUAGUAGAAGGAGGGACGCUUCUUAUGUCACACAUUAAUACAGAUGUUGAUCUGCGCUUUUUUCCUGAUGCUCCGAAUCCCAAACUCAUGGGAACGGAACGUUGCCCUGAAGAGACAGCUAAUAUAUUAUCGAAAAUAACUUUUUGGUGGCUUAACAGCCUGAUCAUGAAAGGGUAUAGAAAACCCCUAGAAACACAAGACUUAUGGCUGCUAAGUGAACACAAUAAAUCAUCCAAAAUUGUUCCAAAGCUUCAACAGGAAUGGAAAAAAGAGCAAUCAAAAAGUAAAAAAUCAAAGAAAUACAAAGUCCAAACAGACACAGAAACAGCACAUCUUAACAUGGAAACAGAAGAAGUAGCUGUUACCUUUCCUAGCAGUUCUGAGAAAAACCGUUACCGCCCUUCACUAGUGAAAGCAUUAGUAAGGGUAUUUCUUCCCUUCUUUUCAAUUAGUAUCUUACUUAAAUUGGUCAGCGAUAUGCUUAUUUUUGUGCAACCACAACUGCUAAAGGUUCUAAUAGAACAUGCAGAAGAUAAAUCCAGUCCAGACUGGAAGGGUUAUGUUUACGUUCUGGCUAUGGUCUUGGUUGCUAUCAUCCAGUACACCUUCUCACAGCAUUCAAUUCAUGUGAUGUUUGUGGCAGGUAUGCGAGUGGGAAUAGCAAUCUUGGGGAUAGUCUAUUCCAAGGCUCUACAACUCUGUAAUAGUUCACGGAACUGUUCCACAGCUGGUGAAAUCCUCAACCUCAUGUCAGUUGACUCUCAGAGGCUAGUUCAGCUUGUAUAUUCACUAAACCAAGUGUGGUCGACACCUUUACAAGUGUGUAUAGCUAUAUACUUCCUAUACAUCACCAUGGGUGCCUCUACCUUAGCAGGCGUGGCUGUGCUAUUAUUGCUUAUUCCAAUAAAUAUUCUUGUUACUCGGUUUCAACGUCGAUUACAGGUUAAACAGCUGCAGUACAAAGAUGCUCGUGUGAAACUCAUUAGUGAAGCUCUCAGUGGAGUUAAGGUUCUCAAACUUUACGCAUGGGAAGAAUCUUUCAUUGAGAAGAUUUUGGAAGUUCGCCGACAAGAAAUACAAUACCAAAAACACAGCAUGUAUCUUACAUGUACGCUUUUCUUUUUCAACUCCUCUGCCCCGAUGCUGGUGUCUCUUGCCACAUUUUGUGUGUACACAUUAUCAGGGAACGAGCUGACAGCAACUAAAGCUUUUGUAGCGAUAUCUUUGUUUAAUAUUCUUCGCUUCCCGCUCUCUGUGUUCUCUAGAGUUGUUGGGAAUAUUAUACAGGCACAAGUUUCCCUUGCUCGGUUAAAUGACUUUUUGAAUUUAGAAGAGAAAGAUCCUGAGAAUGUCCUGCAUGUCAUGCCGGAACAUGUUCAUGCACAGGCAGUUCACGUGGAGAACGGAACCUUUUCUUGGGAACAAAAUGGUCAACCUGUAUUAGAAAACAUAAAUCUAAAUAUUACCAGUGGAUCGCUAGUAGCAGUAGUUGGACAAGUAGGCUGCGGCAAAUCUUCUCUAUUAUCAGCUUUACUGGGAGAAACAGAGAAAUUGGAUGGAAUGGUCUAUGUUAAGGGCACCACGGCAUAUGUUCCCCAGCAGGCCUGGAUUCAAAAUGCGACUGUGCAGGAAAACGUCCUGUUCGGUAAGAUGAUGGACACUAGACGGUACAAGGAGGUUAUCCGCGCAUGCGCCCUACAACCUGAUCUCAAGGUCCUGCCGGCAGGAGACUUGACAGAAAUUGGCGAGAAGGGCAUAAACUUAAGCGGAGGUCAAAAACAGCGCGUAAGCCUGGCACGAGCCGUGUACUUCAACGCUGAUGUCUAUUUGUUGGACGAUCCGUUGAGUGCUGUAGAUUCACACGUGGGAAAGCAUAUCUUUGAUAAAGUACUAGGGCCGACUGGACUCAUUCAAGACAAGACGCGUAUCCUCGUAACGCACAGAUUGCAAUACUUGCAGCAUUGCGACCAGAUAGUCGUACUACAGAAUGGGAAAAUAUCCGAGAUCGGUACGUACAAUGAACUGGUUGCUAAUCAAGGAGCUUUCGCUGAGUUUCUUAAUACUUAUAAAAAUGGUAACGGUAACGGUAAUGGCAAGGGAUUCGCUGGUACUGCAGGCAAACAUGAGGCUGACUCAAACGUAGGGAAAACACCUAGGAGCAGCCAAGCCAAGGCCGGCGCAAAUACCCUAAAACUUCCAGGGUUCAAAGAGGUCGAAUUGUCAGCUCGCAAAGUAACAAGCUUUCACCAUUUGAAUAUGAGUGGUUCUCACCAUGACAUUGGUCAGACUAGAGGAUCGCGCGCUAAAAGCGAAACAAACCUCGCUACCAACUUGACACAUAGGGAUCCUCUGUUGACACGUCGGCGAGAAACCCGAUCACCGCAGCACCACAGCAAGGCUAGUGUACCUCGAAUGGUCUUGUCAAUGGAGGGCCUUGUGUCGUGCCCCUGUGAGGCGGAUUUUGCUUCUAAUGUAUGUGAUUUAGGAGAGCUCGAGUCGAGUGAAGAUGACGUGGUAGUGAGUGCAGAUGCUAAGAAGGUGGAAGUGAAGGAGGACGAGGAGGAAGAAGAAGAGGGAGAAGAAGCUGAUGACAAAUCGAAACUAACUAGGAUUAGUCCCAGGAUGCGUGACGAGAAGAAGGGAUUAGGGCGGACAACGACUGUUGAACGAGCACAAACAGGACGGGUCAAAUGUUCUGACGUCCAGGCGUACUCCAAGGCUUUUGGCUUGGUCCUUUUCUUGGUCUGUCUGUUCCUUAUUUUCAUUUCCGAGGCUUUCAUUGUAUCAUCUCGUAUCUGGCUAGCCGACUGGAGCACGGCCAACAUCACGACUACUAAUACUCGAGACAUGUACAUUGGCGUGUACGGUGGCUUAGGGCUGAGCCAGGCUGUUGCUCUGCUAUUAGGAGGAUUCCUUCUUUCAAACGGUGCCACCAGAGCAUCUCGUGGACUCCACAACCAUCUUCUUCUAAACGUUCUACGUUCACCAAUGUCAUUUUUCGAGACCACCCCCCUGGGGAGGAUUGUUAACCGGUUUUCAAAGGACACGUACAUGAUUGAUGAUGGUAUACCGCGGACACUGAUGAUGUUUUUUCGAAUGUGUCUCGGCGUUGUUGGUACUAUCUUUGUCAUUAGUUACUCCACACCUCUAUUCCUGGCCUGUGUGGUUCCUCUUCUAGGUCUCUACAUUUUUGUUCAGCGAGUAUAUAUUGGAUCCUCUCGUCAGCUACGCAGAAUCGAGUCUGUGACCCGUUCCCCUGUCUACGGUCAUUUCUUUGAGACCAUCACUGGAACCAAUGUGAUACGAGCGUAUGCCCAACAGAAGCGAUUCCUAUUGGAUCACCACUACAAAGUGGAUGCGACACACAUGGCUAAUUAUCCUUAUAUUUGCUCCAAUAGAUGGUUAGGUCUUCGAUUAGAGUUCAUAGGUGCACUCAUUCUCCUAUUCGCUGCCUUAUUCGCUGUCCUAUACCGUGAUUCUCUUCCAGCUGGUCUGGUUGGGCUUUCCGUAGCCAUCGCAUUGCAGAUUACUGGAGUUUUAACGUGGUUGGUUCGGAUGUCCAGUGAAUUGGAAACGAAUAUUGUUGCUGUAGAACGAGUCAAGGAAUACUCCCAGACCCCGACCGAGGCACCCUGGAUCAUCCCUGGUUACCGUCCACCUUUAGAAUGGCCUCAAGAAGGAAAUAUUGAUGUAGAUGGUCUAGGACUGAGAUACAGAAAUGGUCAACCUUUUGUACUGCACAAUGUAUCUUGUCAAAUAGAUGGUGGAGAAAAGGUCGGUAUCGUUGGGCGUACGGGUGCUGGUAAAUCUACAUUGUCUAUGGCACUGUUUCGUAUUCUUGAAUGCAACAUGGGGAAAAUCAUUAUCGAUAACAUCGACAUAUCCAAGAUUGGUUUACAUGAUCUGCGCACGCGUAUCACCAUCAUACCACAGGAUCCUAUUUUGUUCUCUGGCACAAUUCGCAUGAAUCUUGAUCCUUUCAACCAUCAUGAUGAUGAAGAGCUGUGGCGUGUACUAGAGGUUGUCCAUCUUAAGUCGUACGUAUCUGGGCUGCAGGAUGGGCUGCAAUACACAGUACAAGAAGGUGGAGAUAACCUAAGUGUUGGUCAGUGUCAGCUUGUUUGCCUUGCCCGUGCACUCCUCCGAAAGAGCAAGAUUCUUGUUCUUGAUGAAGCAACAGCUGCCAUUGACAUGGAGACAGAUGAACUAAUCCAACAAACCAUACGGACAGAAUUUGCUGAUCAGACAGUACUUACUAUUGCACAUCGACUCAACACAAUUAUGGAUUAUGACAGAAUAAUGGUUCUAGAACAUGGAUCAGUAGUUGAAUUUGACACCCCAGCUGCACUGUUAACAAGAAAGAAAGUCUUCUAUGACAUGGCUAAAGAUGCAGGCCUUACAUUAUAAAUUCUCAGUAUACCUCUGAAUGUGUUCUUUGUGAUUGUGGACCAGAUUUCAUGGCUGAGAAAAAUCAUAUCAGAAGCUUUUUUUAACCAACAUAGGCUGAAUCAGUCUUAAAGCAAUGAAUGACAGUUUAUCCAUUUCGCUUCACAUAUCAUACUAUGUCAAAAAUCAUAAGAAAUCUGUCCUACACAAUAAUCCAUUCAAUGAAACUGCUUAAUAACAUUGAAUUAAAAAAGUCAUUAAUAAUUAAUGAAGGAAACACAAUAGAAAUCAUGACCAUGAAGGAGGUUUUAUAUCUGAUAUAGAAUCGUCUUCAUUUGCAUAAACUUUAACUUGGAU
Molecule: messenger RNA, 5199 nt
Organism: Actinia tenebrosa (Australian red waratah sea anemone)
Lineage: Eukaryota; Metazoa; Cnidaria; Anthozoa; Actiniaria; Actiniidae
Product: multidrug resistance-associated protein 1
Biological process (GO): transmembrane transport
Cellular component (GO): membrane
Molecular function (GO): protein binding; ABC-type transporter activity; ATP hydrolysis activity
Source: RefSeq, a predicted model, not a curated record